Messenger RNA from Cherax quadricarinatus, 1054 nucleotides. NCBI's taxonomy places the organism in Eukaryota, Metazoa, Arthropoda, Malacostraca, Decapoda, Parastacidae. The record is from RefSeq and is a predicted model, not a curated record.
AAUCCUUAUAGAGAAUAAACUUUGAAUUUGAAUUUGAAUUGAAUCAACAUAGGUUGGUCUUGUGGGUCCUCGAGCAGGGUAGUCACCUCCACACCGUCUACGUCGAUGAGGGAAUUUACUUGGAGUGGACGUAUUGCACAAAAACAAGAUUGUGUGAUGAAACAAUCAUCCCUGUAUGGGAAGACUAGUGAACAUGGAAACUGAGAGAGAUAAAACUACUGUUACAGCUAUGGGUUCUCAACCUGAGUGCCACAAGGCACACACAACUUCAAAGUAUGCUCAGCUUGUACAUCAUGAAUCUAGCAGUUGCAGUCAGAACCUCGAAUCUAGAACUGAAGCUGUGUGUUGUGAAAUUGGAGGUGUUUCAGGUAAUCCUCACUCCAAACUUGAAUGCAGCCACUGCAGUGUUAAAUUGAAAUCUAGUACUGAACUGCCAUUGUUUGCAAAGUCGAAGCCCAUCUACAGUGAAAAUGUGGAAACAGACGUGACAUUAGAUUCUCUAUCACUGGGAGCACAAUCUUUCAGUUGUAGUGACCCAACAGAAUCUUGUGAUCCAUCAGAUACUGAGGCUCGCAACAGCACCAGCUGUGCGGAAGACAAUGAGAAUGAUGCUAUGGAGUCGACAAAUAAGGACCCAUCACCAUAUGAUAACCCAAUUUUUCGUGAAUUGUCUAGAAUAAAUGGAGAGAUAAACAAAUUAAAGAUGGACCAGUUAAAAGCAAGGCUGAGAUCUUUACACCUGGAUACUCAUGGCAAGAAAUCCGUCCUACAGAAGAGAUUGAAGACAUAUUAUAAAGUUCAAAAGUUACAGGAAGAAAACAUUGAGGACCCAGGUUUUAGGCAACUCUAUUAUGACAACUAUGUGAUUAUAGACUUUGAGGCUACCUGUGAUAACACAGAUCCUCACAAUUAUAGACAUGAGAUUAUAGAAUUUCCAGGAGUUUUAGUAUGCACCAAAAGUUGCAGAGUCAUCAGUGAAUUCCAUUCAUAUGUUCGUCCAUCUGUUAACCCAAAACUGACGAGCUUCUGUACAAGUCUAACUGGAAUUACUCAG